Fusarium falciforme is the source of this 1377-nucleotide messenger RNA. RefSeq lists its product as hypothetical. NCBI's taxonomy places the organism in Eukaryota, Fungi, Ascomycota, Sordariomycetes, Hypocreales, Nectriaceae. The coding region runs from base 1 to 1377 and encodes 458 amino acids. The record is from RefSeq and is a predicted model, not a curated record. The transcript has 7 exons.
AUGCCUCCAAAAUCUGACAUCUUUGUUAACUAUGAGGGGCCCAGGCUGAGCAGGGACCAGAAGCUUGUUGUCCGGUCUCAGGCCAUGGUCUCGUUUCGGGCCAAGAAGAAGGAGACGACGAAUCAGAAGAAAACUGCAGAGCUAGAAACAACUUCAGGCAGCGCCGAAACUCGAGCCGAGACCGCAAGAGAUGUCACCGAGUCUCUCGGCUUGGCCCAAAGACGAGCUCAAAAGUUGGUGCCUAUCUUACCCCGUCCUUGCGACAUUGGGCCGACGGGCCAUCAUCAUACUGGGAUCCAUGCAAGGGUAUUCCAGAACUAUCUGUGCUUAUGUGGCGCGUAUUCAUCAUACCUUGAUGAAGCAUACGUCCUUGUUGGAUUCCACCAGCCCAACUUCUUCAGGCCUGACAUGAGCAAGUCUGCGUGCAUCUACAUUGGUUGGCUGCUGACAACCGGCAUUUUGGAUGCUUUCCGCGGCACGAGUGAUUUCUCGUACCCCUAUUACGAGUGGAACGCUAUCCGUGAGUUGCAAGGAUUCCUUGAUACAGCCACAAACGCCGAGUUGUACCAGGUUGUAUAUCCGGUCGCCAUCCUCGGCAUAUUUGAGAUGGUCCGCUUUGGUCCCUGCACUGUCACUCAUUUAGGUGCAGUCGAGCGCUUCAUCAAGACCCGUGGCGGCUUACAGAAGAUGCCUCCACCCAUGCAGGCCAUUGUGGUCAUGGCUGAUCUCUUGCAAUGCAUCUGUCUGGAAACGAAACUUGCCUUUAACUCCGUUGGUAAGCCCCUGUUUCAUUGGCAAGCUGCCGAGAAGCUCGGCGGUGACCACAUGGUUAGCUCGCCCCUGUUGCGGUGUGAGGAUGAGGACUUUUUGCUCGUCGGCCGCUUCAUUAGCCCUGAAAUCUCCACGACGCUUGCACAGAUUCUGGGUCAGACUUUUGACGCCGUCAAGAACUUUUGCAGCCAAGAGGCCGGAAAUGAGCCGUCUGGUGCACUUGCCGGGAUUGUAAGCCUAGAUGAUGUGGCCGAUGGGGUUCUCCCAACCCAUGACCCUUCAGGACUUGUUAUGCAGACUUGUGCCAUAGCAUCUCGCAUUGUACACCGCACAAUGCAAAAGAGAGCUGGCUUUCAUGACAGCGCCAACUGGGCAGACAUGUGUGCUCUAUAUGGCAAUCUUCGGUUCAUCAAUCUCAAGUCGUGGGCAGGCCUUCCAUACCUUCACCUGUGGGCGGUUCUUAUUGGCCUUGCCAGCUCAACUAAACUCGAAAGGUCUUAUUUCGUGGCAGAGCUGAUGCGUGCUACGUUCAGCUGGGGCUGCUACGAGAUGGAAGUGUACAUCGGCAAGUUCAUCAGGGGUGCCCGUGAAAAGCUACCUGGCUAA